This is a messenger RNA of Staurois parvus, 424 nucleotides long. The record is from the annotation of a GenBank genome assembly. NCBI's taxonomy places the organism in Eukaryota, Metazoa, Chordata, Amphibia, Anura, Ranidae.
UGGCCAGAGGUGUAUAUAAUCAAGCACCUAGGCAUACAGACUGCUUCUACAAACAUUUGGGAAAGAAUAGGUCACUCUCAGGAGCUCAGUGAAUUCAAGCAUGGUACCCUGAUAGGUUACCACCUGUGCAAUAAUUCCAUCCGUGAAAUUUUCUUGCUACUAAAUAUUCCACGGUCAACUGUUAGUGGUAUUAUAACAAAGAGGAAACAACUGGCAACAAAAGCAACUCAGCCACGAAGUGGUAGGCCAGGUAACAUGACAGAGCGGUGUCAGCACAUACUGAAGCGCACAGUGCGCAAAAUUCGGCAACUGUCUGAAGAGUCAGUAGCUAAAAACCUCCAAACUUCAUGUGGCUUUCAGAUUAGGACAACAACAUAGAGAGCUUCAUGGAAUGGGUUUCCAUGGCCGAGCAGCUGCAUCCAAG